Molecule: messenger RNA, 1517 nt
Organism: Salvia hispanica
Lineage: Eukaryota; Viridiplantae; Streptophyta; Magnoliopsida; Lamiales; Lamiaceae
Source: RefSeq, a predicted model, not a curated record
AUUUGGAUUUCUUUGGCAUAUUAGGAAAUUAGACGGGAUCGCUCUGGUAAUCUACAGUACAAACCCUACAUUUCUCGUCGGUUUUUCCGAUCGUCGGGCACUGUCAAUACAACAUGGCCGCCGCCAGAACACUCCUCCGCUCCGCCGCCACAUCAACUCGCAUUGCCUCGGCGACACAAUCCGCCUCCAUUUUCAGAUCUCCUGUGGAGACGAGCACUUCAAUUUCUCCGCACCUCGGUCAAUUCGGGAAUUUAGCUGGAAGAAACUUCUCAACUAAGACGAGGAAAUUUCGAUUUCAGCGCAGAAUCGAUAUGAAGCGAAGCACCUCGGCUACAGGAAUCGUGGAAAGGAUAGAGUACGAUCCUAAUCGAACUUCGCGGAUCGCUCUAGUACGAUGGGAAGGCGGAGCUCUCCAAGGAAAAUCCAAGGCGGCGGAGGAUAUCGCGCUGCCGGCGGAGAGCCUCGAAUCCACUGUUGCCCCACCCACCGGUGCGUUCAACUUCUCCUCCCUGCCGGGGUUGCUGGAUGACAGAAGCUCAGCUUACUCUUCCAAAGGAGGAAAUAAGCAAACUGCCAAGUCUACAUAUGUAAUGGUUGGAGUACCUUCGUCGAAAAGCUUCUUUAGUGAAGGUUCAAGAAGCAGAAUUACUAACGGGAAGGAUGUUAUCGUCUCUGCUUUCUCUACAAAGGCCAAGGGAGAGAAUGCGGAUGGUUUCCCAAGGAUAGCGGUGGCUGGGUCGAGGCCGGCUUACUUCGUUUUGGGAGAGAAAGAGGAAGUAGGAGGGAAGGAUGCGUUCUCUCUUGGGGAGGUACAGAAGUGGAAGAAGGAUAGCGCUCGAUGGAUGCAUAGGAUCAAGCGUAAGGGGGCAGUUUCUUGGUCUAGUUUGAUGGGGCAAGAGAAGUUAGGGACUAAGGGAUCGAAGCCGAGGAAUGGUGGCAAGGCAAAGACUGGGAAGAUCGGUGAUGAUCGUGUUCCUGUCACUUAUAUCAUAGCUAGUCAUCAAUUGGGAGAGGGCAACCUGGUGAUGAAUUGGUCCGGAGCUUCGAGUAGCAGCUCGUCUCAAUAUGCUCAAUAUGUUGCCACUGGGGAACAAUCGUGGAGCGAAAGCAAAGAUUGUGUUGGCUUCAUCGUUCUCUGUUUCUUCUCGUGGGAAUACUGAUAUGCUUGAUCUAGUAUGGAUAUUGGAUCCUGGGUUAAUUCAUCUGGAGAGAGUGGUUACAUAAAUGCAUAGCUAUCUUGCAACAGUUGAGGUGAAUUUAUGGUGUUUCUUUUUUUCUCUGAAUUGUUGUUCAUGAAUUGUCUCUGGAAGUGUUGGUGCAUUAGGUUUAAUAGUCUAAAACUAGUGCUUAAACUUGUAUAAUGUGGCUUCCAUUGAUUAUUAGUAUAUUUUAGUGUCUAAUCAUGUUUAUGAAAUGUGAUUCAGUAUAAACAAUCACAUUUUGUUAACUUGGUUUUCGAUGGAUCAUCCUGGCACGUUGUGUACAUCAAUUUGAUGUGAUGGUGUAUGAUGAUGACA